Messenger RNA from Periconia digitata, 377 nucleotides. The record is from the annotation of a GenBank genome assembly. Lineage: Eukaryota; Fungi; Ascomycota; Dothideomycetes; Pleosporales; Periconiaceae.
UCCUCCUCAUCCCAUACAAUUCCCCAUCCCACUAUCUGUUCACUAUAACUUCAAACCGCUUCAAGGUCGCUAGUACACAUCUCAACGCAAAAACAUCUACCACAAUGUCUUCCAACCAGAACGCUCCCGGUCUCGUUUCCGGCCAUGCACAAUAUGUCAAGGGGGCUGCUGAAGAAACUAUUGGCAGUGUCACUGGCUCCGAAGCAUGGAAAUCCUCCGGUGCGCAAGACAAGUCCCAGGCCGUAGACGCAAUGAAGUCCGCCGGUCAGAACCGUGACCCCAACACGCAAGGAUUUGGGGGCAUCGAGCAGAAGGCAGGAAGUUUGGUAGGAUGUGAAGGUAUGGAGAAGGAGGGCGCUGCAUCGAAAACACAGUAG